AUGUCCGCGGACAUUCGGCGGCGCACUCAUUUGUUGUGCAGUGAUCAGUGCCAGUGCCUCAGGAUGUUCGCGCUUGUCGGGAUAGUGACUCUGCUCACGCUAAUCUACUUCGUGUGGACGCGAUGGGACAUCCUGAAGCUCACUUGGAGUCUUCCCGGACCGCUGCCUUUGCCGCUCGUGGGCGCAGGAUAUUUGGUCCUGGGCAAGGGCAACAAAGAUUAUCUGCAAUUUGUUGAGUGGCUGUUCAAGAAAUACUCCAGCUUCCAUCACCUUUGGCUCGGACCGCGCAUGUACUUGCUCGUCAGUGAUCCCAAACUCAUCCAAUCCGUGCUGUUUGCUCCGGAAACCCUCAAUCGCGACGAUAUAUAUGAUUUUGUGAACGUCCUGGGCGACGCCGGCGGUCUGCUGACGCUCAACGGGCAGACGUGGAAGAAUCACCGCAAGAACCUCAAUCCCUGCUUCAACGUGAAGAUCCUGCAGAGCUACAUGCCGAUCUUCAACGAAAAAGCAGGCAUCAUGAUGAAGAACUUGACCGCAAGACUGCACAAAGGACCGUUCGAUUUCUACGAGUUCAUGGACGCUUGCACGCUUGACAUGAUUUGUCAAACAACACUCGGAGCUGAGAUGAACAUUCAGAAAGGACAGAAUCAGGAUUAUCUCUACGCCUGCAACAAUCUCUUGCCGAUGAUCGGCAUCAGGAUUUUCUCGCCGUGGUUGUAUCCGGACUUUCUGUUCAAAUUCUCGGAACUCCACAAGACAACCGAGAAACUGCGCAAGAUCACGUCGAACUUCGUGGAAAAAGUGAUCAAGAGCAAAGCGUCAAACGCCGAAGAGACCAAAGGUUACAAAUCCGAGCGACGUUUGUCUGAAGACGAGUUGACGUCAUACAAGAAGCCGCAGAUCUUCAUCGAUCAAGUGAUGGAGAUGUUUAAGGAAGGCAAGCUGGAGACGAUGAUGGACGUGAAGGCGCACGUGGGCAUUAAUAUUGCCGCGGGAUUCGAAACAUCCGCUCUGACCAGCAGCUAUUGUGCUCUCAUGCUUGCCAUGCAUCCCAAAAUCCAACAGAAACUGUACGAAGAGAUCGAGAGCAUCUUCGGCAAAGACUGCAAGAAUCCCGUCGUGGAAUACGAACACUUCGACAGACUGGAAUACCUCGAUCGCGUGCUCAAGGAGACACUGAGGCUCUUCCCAGCCGGUCCUUACGCUGCGCGCAAGGUCAGCAAAGACUUCAACUUGGCUGGCCACAAGGUUCCCGCCGGCGUGCGGAUUAUGGUUAGCAUAGUCACAGUGCAUCACGAUAAGAAAGUUUGGGGCGAAGACGUUGAGAAGUUCAACCCGGACAACUUCUUGCCGGAGCGCGUCCAGGCGCGUCAUCCUUACAGUUACUUGCCUUUCAGUGCCGGUCCGAGAAAUUGCAUCGGCAUGAAGUACAGCCUGAUGAGCAUGAAGACGAUGAUCAUCCAUCUGGUGUCCAACUAUCGCCUCAGCACAGAGCUUCGCAUGGAAGAUCUGCGCACGCGAUAUGACGUAAUGCUUAAGCUGAUCAACAAGCACAUGGUGUCCAUUGAGGCGCGGUAGAGGCUGUGAUGAGAUGUCUUGCAAGUUAUAUAAAUAAAAGCUUGCAAGUG
Molecule: messenger RNA, 1628 nt
Organism: Phlebotomus argentipes
Lineage: Eukaryota; Metazoa; Arthropoda; Insecta; Diptera; Psychodidae
Product: cytochrome P450 4c21-like
Exons: 5
Coding region: 1-1578 (525 amino acids)
Molecular function (GO): heme binding; iron ion binding; oxidoreductase activity, acting on paired donors, with incorporation or reduction of molecular oxygen
Source: RefSeq, a predicted model, not a curated record